Molecule: messenger RNA, 1758 nt
Organism: Phaedon cochleariae (mustard beetle)
Lineage: Eukaryota; Metazoa; Arthropoda; Insecta; Coleoptera; Chrysomelidae
Source: the annotation of a GenBank genome assembly
AUGGCCAAGGGAGUUGCUAAUAUUUCAAAUUCUUCUGGUGAAAUUAGCGAUGGUACUAGUGAGUCCAAUAAAGAUCCUUUGCCAAAUUUCGACGGUGCCCCUAGUGCAUCUGGGGCAUCCGAAAAUACCAGGCUAUCUGCCAAUCAAACAUAUUUUGCAGAGAACAGAAUUAAAAUUCCCGAAUCAUCACAUGAGGGUUUUAGCUUUAAAAAAUUAUGGGCAUUUACUGGUCCUGGGUUCUUGAUGUCCAUCGCAUACCUGGAUCCAGGAAACAUAGAAAGUGAUCUACAAAGUGGUACAGUAGCUCAAUACAAAUUGUUAUGGGUAUUACUUAGUGCCACCCUGUUGGGUCUUCUCAUGCAAAGACUAUCAGCAAGAUUGGGUGUUGUAACUGGUCUACAUUUAGCGGAGAUGUGUUACAGACAAUACAGGAAACUACCGCGUUUGAUUGUGUGGAUCAUGAUCGAAAUUGCCAUCAUAGGUAGUGAUAUGCAAGAAGUGAUAGGCACAGCUAUAGCGAUAUAUCUUCUAUCAAACAGGGUGAUUCCCAUCUGGGCAGGAGUCCUUAUAACCAUAAUAGACACUUUCACCUUCCUGUUCCUGGACAAAUACGGUCUGCGAAAGCUCGAAAGCUUCUUCGCGUUCCUCAUCACAAUCAUGGGUAUCACGUUCGGUUACGAGUACAUAACCUCCAAACCGAAUGCGAUAGGAGUGAUGGAGGGUAUGUUCAUACCCUGGUGCAAGGAUUGCGAUUCGAGAGCUCUGCUCCAAGCAGUCGGUAUCGUAGGUGCUGUCAUAAUGCCUCAUAAUUUGUACUUGCAUUCAGCCCUUGUGAAAUCCAGAGAUAUUGAUAGAUCAAAACCUGAGAAAGUCAGGGAUGCCAAUAUGUAUUAUUUCAUUGAAGCAGCUGUCGCAUUGCUAGUCAGUUUCGUUAUCAACGUAUUCGUCGUGUCUGUUUUUGCUCAUGGGCUGUUCCAAAAAACAAAUGCACAAUUACACCAGGCGUGUCUCGCACAUCCAACCAUCAAUGCAUCCAUAUUUCCCAUUAACAACGAAUAUGUGGAUGCCGAUCUAUAUCGCGGUGGAAUAUUUCUAGGAUGCACCUAUGGAUUGGCAGCCAUGUAUAUUUGGGCUCUCGGCAUUUUAGCAGCAGGACAAAGUUCCACAAUGACCGGUACGUACGCUGGUCAGUUCGCGAUGGAGGGCUUCUUGAACCUGCAAUGGCCCAAAUGGAAGAGAGUGCUCUUCACCAGAACGAUCGCCAUCGUUCCGACCUUCUGUCUGGCGUUCUUCAGCAAUCUCGAAGAUCUGACGAGCAUGAACGACAUCCUCAAUGCCGUGAUGAGUCUGCAGUUGCCAUUCGCGACAAUUCCUACCAUAGCGUUCACCAGCAAUCCCCAAAUAAUGGGCGAGUUUGUCAAUGGAAUUGGAAACAUGGUGGCGUCGAUAUUGCUCAGCAUCGUAGUCAUCGGCAUCAACACCUACUUCGUAGUGAACACGAUGAACGAGCUGGACUUGCAUUGGUUCUCGCUCCUCCUCGUCAUCGUCGUCGGCAUAUUCUAUCUCCUCUUCUGUCUUUAUCUGGUCGUGCAUCUGAUCGUGUCGAUAGGGAAUACGAGACUGUUGCGGUACGAUUUCGUUAACAAGUAUGUGAUAGGGCCCGUGGACGCUACUUUGGACAUAAGCCCGAUUAGUUAUUCUAGAUCUCAAUCUGAAUCAACUAUAGGAACUGAAAUCAUAGAAGAAAAGCGAUUCUAA